This is a messenger RNA of Cricetulus griseus (Chinese hamster), 10804 nucleotides long. Lineage: Eukaryota; Metazoa; Chordata; Mammalia; Rodentia; Cricetidae. The record is from RefSeq and is a predicted model, not a curated record.
GACAAGCUGAAGAGGAGAAGGAACCAGAACCUCCCCUCUCCCUACCCAACUUGGGGGAGGGAGUGCAACUGAUUGAAAGACAGUAGCAGCUCUGGGAGACUUGCUAUGACAGAGAAGGUUCUGGUAAUCAAAAGGGAAACGGUAAGGCUAGAAGGGGGUGAAAUAGUGAUGGGCCCCGGACAGCUCUGGGCAGCUUGCUCUGAUAGUGACUUAAAACAAAACACAGUGUCUGUAAGCAGUAUAAAGAGGAGGGGACGAGUGUUUAAAGGGACCUACUCUUUUUGCCGGAAUAGAAUAGACCCAGCGCCUGAGUCAAGGAAGAAGCCGAUGGCAAGGUUGGCCUGUCCCACCCCAAGAUCCUAGCCCCUACCCACGUCUUUGCGUCCCGGGAUGCGGUAGACUUGGCCCUAGCCGUCUAAGGAGGGCGGAGGCCUGUAGACUACAGCUCCCGGCAUGCACUGCGGCGGGCGGGUCGCUGCACCUGCUCAGUGGGGCUGCCCCGGGCGCCUGGGUAUUGAUUAUUCCAUUGUGUGGGACGCCUCGGCUCCAGCCAGUGAAUGAGGCGGAGGAGUGAGGGCUAGAAGGAGGAGGGCGAGGAGGAGGAGGAGGAGGAGACAGGGAGCAAGCCAGUGCCCAGGGUGAAUCAAUGGAAACCCACUCACGAAGCCGGGAAAACACUUCAGCCGCAGCCAAAUAGCAUUGAUUAUUUUCUUUCACUUCCCUCACCGCCGUGAAUUUAUUUAUUUUUCCAUCUCCGUCCCCGACGCCCCGGAGCGAGCGCUGAAGGGAGGGAGGAGGAGGGGCAAAAAAGGAAUCAACACAUCGGAGAAGUCCCUUCCAAGAGCCGCCCCCUCCCCUCCCCGCCUCGCGCUGCUUGGCGGCCGCGGUUCGACUCCCGUCCCUGCUUCCAGCUGAGGUGGUACCAGCUGUCACGCUGAAAUGAACCCUCUGCAGUCCUCCGUCUACCAUGGCUACCCUUAACUCAGCCUCUUCCUCCAGCACUGUUCCUCCCCCUGGGCACGAUGCUCCGUCCCCACCUCCAGACACCUCCUCCUCCAGUACCUCUGAUCCUGUCACCAAAGAUCCCCCUGAUGCCUCCUCCACCUCUGAAAGUGUAAGGUCCUCAGAGCCAGGGGAAGAGCUUCUGGAGUCAGGCUGUGGCCUUGUUCCACCAAAGGAGAUUGGAGAUCCCCAAGAAGAGCCUGGCUGUGGUCACAUCCCACCAAAGGACCUCAGGGAGGAAAAGGAGGAGGAGGAGGAGAAGGAAAUCCUUCCUUUGGACCUAAGUAACCACUUAUUCUUUGCAGCUGGAGGUAAAGCCUACCUACUGGCCAAGUUGUCCCUGCCGGGUGGCAGUGAACUCUUGUUACCAAAGGGCUUCCCCUGGGAUGAGGCAAGCAUCAAGGAAGAGCCCAGCCUGCCCCUCCUUGCCCGUUUCCCCUCCUCACACCUCACUACCCUUCACAUCCAACAUGGCUUUGACCCAACCCAAGGCUUUAGCUCUUCUGACCAAAUUUUGUCCCAUGAUACCUCAGCGCCAUCUCUGGCCGCCUGUGAGGGAAGGGAUGGAUCCUUCUGGAGCUACCAGCUGGUUCCAAACCCAACCGAAGAUCCCAAAGAUGGCCCCAUGGGGAGCCGAUGGGGAGACCACAGGGCACUGUUCUGGAUCUGCCUUCUGUGCCGCCUGGGUUUCAGCAGGCUCAAGGCCUUUAUAGGUCACACACAUUCUCAUGGAGUGAAGCUGACCCCUGCCCACCACCAGGGCCUGCUGGGCAGCCCAGCCGUACUUCAGGAGGGUGAUGAUGGCGGCAUGGCCUUCCUCAGCUUUCUGGAACCAAAACUCCUUGCUUGCCCUUCUCCUGAGGUCCCUGAGGAUAGCACAGUGACCGUGGAGACCAACGGAACCCAGACUGAGGAUGGCCCCCUGGAGGCAGAUAUUCAGGCCCUUGUUCUCCCCGCUGAAGAAGUUAUGGCCCUCAGCCCACCAUCCCCACCCACAGCCCUAGCCACCUGGGACCCCAGCCCAACCCAAGCCAAAGAAUCGCCAGGAUCAAGAGGCGAGGCAGGGCCAGACUGGUUCCCUGAGGGGCAAGAAGAGGAUGGAGGGCUCUGCCUCCCACUCAACCAAAGCUCACCCACCUCUAAGGAGGUGGCCGCGCUCCCAGCUCCAGUAGGCUCUCCUGAAGACACCAGUGACCCACCCCAGCCCUGUCGCCUGAUUGAUGACUACACUCCAGCCCCUGCAGCCUUCCAGGGCCUCAGCCUAUCCAGCCACAUGUCCUUGCUACACUCUCGCAAUUCCUGCAAGACUCUCAAGUGUCCCAAGUGCAACUGGCACUACAAGUACCAGCAGACCCUCGAUGUGCACAUGCGUGAGAAGCACCCUGAGAGCAACAGCCACUGCAGCUACUGUAGUGCCGGGGGUGCCCACCCCCGCCUCGCUCGUGGAGAGAGCUACAACUGUGGCUACAAGCCCUACCGCUGCGAUGUCUGCAACUACUCUACCACCACCAAAGGCAACCUCAGCAUCCACAUGCAGUCCGACAAGCACCUGGCCAACCUGCAGGGCUUCCAGGCAGGACCUGGUGGACAGGGAAGUCCCCCAGAGGCAUCCCUCCCACCCCCCUCUGUAGGGGAUAAAGAGCCCAAGACCAAAUCAUCCUGGCAGUGCAAGGUGUGCAGCUAUGAAACCAACAUCUCCCGAAACCUGCGUAUCCACAUGACCUCUGAGAAACACAUGCAGAAUGUCCUAAUGUUGCACCAGGGGCUGCCACUCGGCCUGCCACCAGGGCUGGUGGGGCCAGGACCUCCUCCCCCACCAGGGACUGCCCCCACCAACCCCCCUGAACUCUUCCAGUACUUUGGGCCCCAGGCCCUAGGACAGCCUCAGACACCUAUGCCUGGGCCUGGGCUGAGGCCAGACAAGCCCCUGGAAGCCCAGCUGCUUCUCAAUGGUUUUCACCACCUUGGAGCACCUGCCCGAAAGUUUCCCCCACCUGCCCCUGGCAGUCUCUCCCCUGAGACCCAUCUGCCACCAAGUCAGCUCCUGGGCUCCUCAUCCGAUGGCCUGCGCUCUUCACCUUCCCCAGAUGACAGCCCACCACUGAAGGUGUUCCGCUGCCUGGUGUGCCAGGCUUUCAGCACAGACAGUCUGGAACUGCUGCUUUACCACUGCAGCAUAGGCCGGAGCCUCCCCGAGGCCGAAUGGAAGGAAGUGGCCGGUGACACCCACCGCUGCAAGCUAUGCUGCUAUGGCACCCAGCUCAAGGCCAACUUCCAGCUCCACCUCAAGACUGACAAACAUACUCAGAAGUACCAGCUCGCAGCCCACCUUAGGGAGGGGGGUGGAGCCAUGGGCACCCCUUCCCCACUGCCCCUGGGGGAUGGGGCUUCUUAUGGUUCUGUCUCCCCCCUUCACCUGCGCUGCAACAUCUGUGACUUCGAGUCCAACAGCAAGGAGAAGAUGCAGCUGCACGCCCGGGGGUCAGCCCAUGAAGAAAACAGCCAGAUCUAUAAGUUUCUCCUGGAAAUGGAGGGAGCAGAGGCAGGGCCAGACCUGGGGCUGUACCGCUGCCUGUUGUGUGCCUGGGACACACCCUCCCGCCUAGCCGUGCUACAACACCUACGUACACCUGCCCACCGUGACGCCCAGGCCCAGAGGAGGCUGCAGCUGCUACAAAAUGGCCCAGCCGCUGAAGAAGGACUCUCAGCUCUUCAGAGUAUCCUGAGCUUCAGCCAUGGGCGGCUCCAAACUCCUGGGAAGGCUGACACCCCCUUACCUAAGCUGCCCACCUCUGAGAAAGAUGCCCAGAACAAGACAGAACAAUUGGCUUCAGGAAUGACAGAGGACAGAACUGGCCCUUCCACAGACAGUGCCAACCAGAUCACGGUAUACUGCUGUCCAUACUGCAGCUUCCUGAGCCCAGAGUCUGACCAGGUGAGGGUUCAUGCACUCUCCCAGCAUGCCGUGCAGCCCAAAUACAGGUGUCCACUAUGCCAGGAGCAGCUGGUGGGCCGGCCUGCUCUGCACUUCCACCUCAGCCACCUUCACAACGUGGUGCCCGAGUGUGUUGAGAAGCUGCUGCUUGUGGCCACAACUGUGGAGAUGACCUUUGCAACCAAAAUGCUGCCUGGACCCACGCCAGCUCCUGUGGAGGAUGGCCUAGAAUGCCCCACUCCUGGACCAGAGCCCACUCCCGGCAGUGAUCAGGGAGCAGAAAGCUCUAACCUGACCCCAGAGGCCAGCCCAGAUCCUCCUCCUGAGCCUGCCCUGGCACCAGUCGAGGGCCCAGAGAAGCCCUCAGGAAGUCCUGAUCAGCCCCCUUCUCCAGUGUCCUCUCCAGUCCCUCAGCUUGAUGCCCAAGUUGAAGAAGUGGCUCCUCCACCCAUCAUGGCUGAAGAGGAAGAGGGAGCCAUGGGGGAGCCCCGCUCUGCAGAGCCAUCCCCAGCUGACUCUCGCCACCCUCUAACGUAUCGGAAGACCACCAACUUUGCCCUGGACAAAUUUCUUGACCCUGCUCGCCCCUAUAAGUGUACUGUGUGUAAGGAGUCCUUCACCCAAAAGAAUAUCCUCUUGGUUCAUUAUAAUUCCGUCUCCCACCUUCAUAAGAUGAAGAAGGCUGCCAUUGACCCGUCGUGCCCUGCCCGAGGAGAGUCUGGCAUCCCACCACCCACCACCACUACAUCAGACAAGCCCUUCAAGUGCACCGUCUGCCGAGUGUCCUACAACCAGAGCUCCACUUUGGAGAUUCACAUGCGGUCAGUUCUGCACCAGACUCGCUCAAGGGGGACCAAGCCCGAUGCCAAGACUGAAGGACCAGAGCGAAGCCAAGAAGAGCUCAAGGAAAGCGAGACUGAGGGCGAGGUGGGCACCGAGAAGAAAGGCCCUGACCCCAGUGGCUUCAUGUCUGGACUGCCCUUCCUGUCUCCACCACCCCCUCCCUUAGACCUACACAGAUUCCCCGCCCCCCUCUUCACCCCACCAGUCCUGCCCCCCUUCCCUUUGGUCCCAGAAUCUCUGCUCAAGCUCCAGCAGCAACAGCUGCUUCUGCCCUUCUACCUCCAUGACCUCAAAGUGGGGCCCAAGCUGGCACUGGCUAGUCCUACACCCCUGCUGUCCCUACCAGCUGCCACCCCACCUCCUCUUCCCGCGCCCCCCAAGGCCGAGCUGGCUGAGCAGGAAUGGGAGCGGCCGCUCACAGCUGAAGAGGGGAACGAAGCAGGGCCCUCUUCACCACCCCACACAUCACCCAAUGAAGCUGCCCGCACAGCAGCCAAAGCCCUUCUAGAAAAUUUUGGCUUUGAGUUAGUAAUUCAAUACAAUGAAGGGAAGCAGGCAGUGCCCCCUCCCCCAACACCUCCUCCCCCAGAGUCUCUGGGGGGCGGAGACAAGCUGGCCUGUGGGGCCUGUGGGAAACUCUUCUCCAAUAUGCUUAUCCUCAAGACUCACGAGGAACACGUUCACCGCCGUUUCCUGCCCUUUGAGGCCCUGAGCCGUUACGCUGCUCAAUUUCGAAAGAGCUAUGAUAGCCUGUACCCACCCCCAGUAGAGCCCCCCAAACCUCCAGAUGGGUCCCUGGAGUCACCGCCCCAGCUAGGCCCACCUUUCAUGGUUCCAGAGCCUGAAGUAGGGGGGAUCCAUGCUCCUGAGGAACGAAGCCUGGCAGGAGGACACUGGCCCCCAGAGGAAGAAGAAGGCUCUAGAGGCAGUCUUCCUCCCUCAAUGCCCGCAGGCCGCCGGUUCUCCAGAACCAAGUUCACUGAAUUCCAGACCCAGGCUCUGCAGUCUUUCUUUGAGACCAGUGCCUACCCCAAGGAUGGAGAGGUGGAACGGCUUGCAAAUCUCUUGGGUCUGGCUAGCCGUGUGGUGGUAGUAUGGUUCCAGAAUGCCCGCCAGAAAGCCCGCAAGAAUGCCUGUGAGGGUGGGCCUGUGGCAGCUGGCGGAACCACUGGGGGAGCAUCCGGCUGUAGACGCUGCCAUGCCACCUUUGCCUGUGUUUUUGAGUUAGUUCGGCACCUCAAGAAGUGCUAUGAUGACCAGCCUCCUGAGGAGGAGGAGGAGGAGGAGGCAGAGAAAGGGGAAGAGGAGGAAGAGGUGGAAGAAGAGGCAGAAGAGCGGAACCCCGAACCUGCAGCUACACGUGGUGGCCCAUCACCAGAACACACAGCUGUGGAGGAUCUAAACCAAGUAGAGUCAACAAGGCCAGAAGGCAAAGAGUCUGAAGGGAAGGCACCCCCAUCGCCGGCUGCCCACACCUGUGACCAGUGUGCCAUUUCCUUCCCCAGCCAGGACCUCCUGAUGACUCACCACAGAAUACACUCCCCACCGUCUGUGCAGCCCGGUGCUCCACCACAGCUCCUAGAUCUGCCUUUGCUGGUGUUUGGGGAGCGAAACCCUGUAGCAUCAGGCACCUCAUCAGUGUCAGGGACACCCCUCAAACGGAAGCAUGAUGAUGGCAGUCUGUCUCCCACAGGCAGUGAAGCAGGGGGUGGAGGGGAGGGUGAGCCCCCCAAAGACAAGCGCCUACGCACUACCAUCCUGCCGGAGCAGCUGGAGAUCCUGUACCGUUGGUACAUGCAGGACUCCAACCCCACACGUAAGAUGCUCGACUGCAUCUCUGAGGAGGUGGGGCUCAAAAAGCGAGUCGUACAGGUCUGGUUCCAGAAUACCAGAGCCCGGGAGAGGAAAGGCCAGUUUCGAAGCACCCCUGGGGGAGUAGCUGGUCCAGUGGUGAAACCCACCGUUACACCCACCCCAGCACCAUUCCCCAAAUUCAACCUCCUAUUAAGCAAGAUAGAAGAUGAUAGUGGGAAGGAAGCCCCAAAGAGAGAAGUCUCUGCCUUCCCCUACCCUGCAGGAUCGUUCCUACCACCUGGGAAAGAGGCCCCUGUUCCAACACCAGAGCCCCCUCUACCCCUCCCCGCCCCCGCACUCAGUGAGGAUGAGGGCACAGAGGAACCAUCUAAAGCAUCUCCAGAAAGCGAGGCUUGCAGUCCAUCUGCAGGAGACCUGAGUGAUUCAUCCACUUCCAGCCUGGCCGAACCAGAGUCUCCGGGGACUGGAGGGGCCGGUGGGGGACCAGGAAGUGGGCCUGGAGUUCCAGAUGGAAUGGGGCAGCGGCGAUAUAGGACCCAGAUGAGCAGCCUGCAGCUGAAGAUCAUGAAAGCCUGCUAUGAAGCCUACCGCACCCCUACUAUGCAGGAGUGUGAGGUGCUGGGGGAGGAAAUUGGACUGCCCAAGAGAGUCAUUCAGGUCUGGUUCCAAAAUGCUCGUGCCAAGGAAAAGAAAGCCAAACUACAGGGGACAGCCCUCGCAGGGAGUGGGAGCAGCAGUGAGGGCACCUUGGCAGCCCAGCGCACCGACUGUCCCUACUGUGAUGUCAAGUAUGACUUCUAUGUCUCUUGUCGAGGCCACCUCUUCUCUCGUCAGCAUCUGGCCAAGCUCAAGGAGGCAGUCCGAGCCCAGCUGAAGAGUGAAAGCAAAUGCUAUGACUUAGCCCCAGCACCCGAGGCCCCACUGGCUCCCAAAGGACCACCUGCCACCACACCUGCCUCUGUGCCCUUGGGGGCUUCCCCGACCCUGCCUCGCCUGGCUCCUGUCCUCUUGCCUGGCCCAACUCUGGCCCAGCCACCACUUGGAAGCAUAGCUUCUUUCAAUUCAGGCCCUGCAGCCUCCUCAGGCCUCCUUGGCCUCACCACUUCAGUCCUGCCUGCUACCACAGUGGUCCAGACUGCUGGUCCAGGCCGCCCCUUACCUCAGAGACCUGUGUCCAACCAAACCAACAGCUCUACUGACCCUACCCCUGGCCCAGCUACUGAGCCCUCAGGAGACAAAGUCUCUGGUGAGCGAAAGCCAGUUGCAACCCUUACCAGCUCCUCCACCGAUGCCCUCAAGAACCUGAAAGCAUUGAAGGCCACUGUCCCAGCCCUGCUGGGGGGCCAAUUCCUGCCAUUCCCAUUGCCCCCUGCGGGCGGGGCAGCACCACCAGCUGUCUUUGGUCCUCAGUUACAAGGGGCCUACUUCCAACAGCUGUACGGCAUGAAGAAGGGGCUAUUUCCCAUGAACCCGGUGAUACCUCAGACCCUCAUUGGGCUGCUGCCCAAUGCCCUCCUCCAGCCACCACCCCAAGUCCCUGAGCCUACAGCCACAGCACCCCCAAAGCCUCCUGAGCUGCCGGCUCCCGGGGAAGGGGAAAGCAGUGAGGCUGACGAGCUGCUGACAGGCAGCGCUGGCAUCUCUACCGUGGAUGUUACUCACCGCUACUUGUGCCGCCAGUGCAAGAUGGCAUUUGACAGCGAGGCCCCAGCUACUGCCCACCAGAGAUCCUUCUGCUUCUUUGGGCGGGGCUCUGGGGGUUCCAUGCCUCCCCCAUUGCGGGUGCCUAUCUGCACCUACCACUGUCUGGCCUGUGAGGUGCUGCUGAGUGGGCGUGAAGCCCUGGCCUCCCAUCUGCGCUCCUCAGCCCACAGGCGCAAGGCAGCCCCGCCCCCAGGAGGCCCUCCCAUCACCGUUACCAACAGCGCCACUGCUGUCCCGGCUGCUGUGGCUUUUGCCAAAGAGGAAGCAAGAUUACCUCACACGGACCCCAACCCAAAAACUACUACUACCUCUACACUUCUAGCUUUAUAAACAGAUAAACCAAGAUGGGGCAAGAGAGGGCCUCAGGGUUCCCUCGCCCCAACCUUCAGCUCUGCCCACCUCAUGGGAGUCUGUCAAUUCCCACCCUCAGUGGGCUUCACACACCCCACCUCCAGCAGAGUCCUGCCUCCUCCCCGUCCCACAGACACUCUGACCCUCACUCUCAGUCCCUUGCAGGUGCACCCCACCUUGGCAUACACGUCUGCUUCGUUCCCUCUUUUUCCCGGUUCAGUUCCCAGCCCUCAUCCCCUAUAAACACAUAACUUUUCCAUACUAUUAUACUGACUGAGAAAACGCCAAAAGAAAGACAAGAAGAAGAAAAAAGAAAACCCAAGACAAAAGGGGGGGUGGAAAAAUCAACUUUGCCACCCACCUCUUCUUACCCCCAUGUCCAGAGCACAGACUGCUCACAAACUCCAAAAACCCAGUUGGUUCCUAAGGUUGGAGCCUGGGAUGGGCAGGGAGCCCAUAAAACUAACCAAACUGGAGGCUGUCAGGGGGAGAAGUGCCCUGUUCACUCUCCUCACUCCCCUCCCUCCUGACCCUCUCCUCACCUGAUUGGGACCCUUGCAGCCUGGACUCCUGGGGAAGCCGCUGCCAGGGACCCCUCUACUACCCCUCACCCGUACCCUGGAAACUGCAGUAACUUUUUCUCAAAGGCUUUAAACACAGAGAUCCUCUCAGCAGCCGUGGGCCUGCCCUAUGCCCCAGCCCUGCCAAGGGCAGUCCAGCCUCCGGGGAUCAGCAUUGCCCACCAAUGGCAAAUCCAAAGUUCUUUUUAAAAAACAAAAACAAAACUGAAACACACCAAAUAAACAAGAGCAAGAGAGAGUGUGCACAUACACAAGAGAGAUGGAGAGACCAGAGGAAUGAAGUAAAGAAAACAAACUUUGACUAUACAGAGAGAGAGAGGAAAAAAAAAAAAAAAACUCCCAUCAAACAAGUUUUUUGGUUUUGUUUGUUUGGUUUUGGUUUACUGUUUGUGCCCCCACCCCAUCUGAGAGUUUCUUGCAAUCUGAGCUCUGAUGUCUCCAAGCCCUUACUGGGUGCUGGUGAUGUGCAGGGCUAGAGGCAGUGUAGCCUCCCCCUUGCUGUACCAGGCCUCAGACAGGACCAGUAGAGAUGAUGACCCCUGUCCCCUAAGAUGAACACGCAUCAGGACACGUGAUAACCUCCUCAUUCUCAGCAGUCAGAAAGCCUAGUGUGAGAGUCUUGGCCAUCCCAGGAAGGAGGGCACGGUUGGGGCAGUUCUGAUUUCUGAAAUCAAGAUGUGUAUCCCUUUUGCCUGUCCCUAUUCCUUCUCAUUUCCUUUUUCCUGUCCAGGGCUCCUGUCAUGCUUCUGAUUAUCUGGAACCUCCUUUGCAGGCUCCCCUGUUCCCUAUCUACUUUCCCUCAUCUUAGUCCUGUGCCCUGCUCCUUCCAACUCAGCCUAGCCCCUCCAUUAAUCAGCAUCUACUGGAGGCCUUGCCCAGAGUCUGCCUGACUGUUAGGGAUACGGGCCUGUGAGGAGAUGUGUAGGAAGGGACUCCCUGAAGCACAACACACUCUCCAGGGGAUGCCACAGGGGUGCAGUGUCCUAGGGGAAGCUUCCCACACCCAAUCUUACUUCCUGUGUGGCCACCAGGGGGUAAUUUUGGCAAUCCCCAAAUCGAACCCCAAUGGCACAGGAUAGACUUAAUAGAUGUUUUAUUUUAGCAAAGAAAAGCCUGCAAAAUUCCCUGCAUCCUCCUGCUAUUUCAUCUCUCCCCCUUAACUCUGAGGAAUCCCUCCAGGCUUCACACACUAGUUACCCAUUUAAUACAUAUCUGACCACCCAAGAACUUAGCUUUGCCAGGGUCCCCCAGCUACCCACCAACACUAAAGCAAAGGGAGAUGAGGGGAGGGUCACCUUACAUCCUUACUUAGUCCUCACAUACUCUGAAUCUGAGACUCCAGCCAAUCGAGGGGAGGAUGAAACCAGUUCUGUUGAUACCAAAAAUGACAGUUACUAGAAAAACUAGCUUAUGGCGGCCUGGUGCCUGCUGCCCCUGGUCCCGGCCUCUCAGCAUCACUCUCGAAGCCACACACACCCCACCCUUUUCUCUCACUUGUUGAAAUUCUAUGUAUAAAAGUAUUUUCUUAGCAGCAUGUGUAUGAGGAAAAAGAGGUUUUUUGUUUGUUUUUUUU